Anopheles stephensi (Asian malaria mosquito) is the source of this 5364-nucleotide messenger RNA. Its product is annotated as atrial natriuretic peptide receptor 1. Gene Ontology annotation, biological process: protein phosphorylation; receptor guanylyl cyclase signaling pathway; cGMP biosynthetic process. The transcript has 15 exons. Gene Ontology annotation, molecular function: guanylate cyclase activity; peptide receptor activity; ATP binding. Lineage: Eukaryota; Metazoa; Arthropoda; Insecta; Diptera; Culicidae. Bases 30 to 4037 code for a protein of 1335 amino acids. Gene Ontology annotation, cellular component: membrane. The record is from RefSeq and is a predicted model, not a curated record.
UGGCAAUUGUAUCACAUCACCGUACUAGCAUGUCUGCCAGAGCGAACGAUAUGGGACGGCGUGCGGCGGUGCGGUGUGGCAUGGUGAUGUUGUUCUUCGUACUCGCUACGUCCUCCCCGGGACACGAUAGGACAUCGCUUGUGUAUGCAUCUAUCGACAGUUCCCCAUCUGCACAGGUGUCGACCGGCAAUCGUACCAGCUACCGGCAUCAACGCAUCGAUAGCCCUAAUAAUCUCAAUGGAAGCAAACCCACUCCAACGCUUCCAACGCUGACAGGUGCCAUAGCGGCAGCGUCACCAGUGUACGCCAGCCUAGUGAAUCGUUCUUCGCGCAAUGCCGGUGGACAGACAAGUGUGCAAGGGUGUGAUUAUGACGGUGCCAGUGUGAAAACUGGAACCAGUGGGGUGAUCGACGACGGGCAAGGGAACUUCGUCAAGUUUGCCAUACUUCUACCGGCAAAGUCGAACAACCCGCGCGACGUUCGCAUCCUGUCCACCGUGCUGCCAGUGAUCGAGAUGGCGAAAAGGAAUGUGACCGCACCGGGAGGUUUGCUGCAGAACCUUCGCAUCGAAAUUGACCAUCGCGAUACGCAGUGUUCGUCCACUUACGGUGCUCUCGGAGCGUUCGAUAUCUUUCUUAAGCGUAAACCAGACGUGUUUAUUGGUCCGAUAUGUGAUUACGUGAUAGCACCGAUCGCUCGCUACUGCUCCGUCUGGGGCAUCCCGCUGAUAACGUCCGGCGGGCUUACGGAAGCAUUCACGCUCAAAGUGCCCAACUAUCCGACGCUGACGCGCAUGAUGGGCAACUACCACGCGUUCGGGCUGAUGAUGCGCGAGAUGCACCGGCACUACAACUGGACGAUCCAGGCGUACCUGUACCACGAGUGGGACGAGAAGUCUGGCCUCGGCUUUACCGACUGCUCGAUGGCGAUCACCUCCAUCAACCGUGCGAUCGGUGGCAACGAAACGUCGUCCGGGACCUUCGACGAGGAGAAGGCCCAGUAUGCCGAUUACCUUCGGUUGCUACGGCAGAUUGAGAAGCGCGCAAGAAUUCAUUUGUAUCGAUGGAAUUUGGUAGUUGUUAUCAUGUGCGCCAGCCCGUCGGCGAUCCGGGAAAUUAUGCUGGCGGCCGCCGAACUCAACAUGGUCAACAGUGGCGAGUACGUGUUUUUCAACAUCGAAAUAUUUGGAAGCAUGACGGCCACGAAACAACCGCCCUGGUACUCGAAGAACGAUACGGACGAGCGCAAUCAGAAGGCGAAGGAAGCGUUCACCGCCCUGCUACAGGUGGUUGCCCGCGAACCCGAGGACGAAGAGUAUCGCCAGUUUUCCGAGGAGUUGAAGGAACUGACCAGGACGAAGUAUAACUACACGUACGGCGAGGAUGAGGUCGUUUCAACGUUCGUGACGGCAUUCUACGAUGCGGUGCUGCUGUACGCGUACGCACUCAAUGACAGCAUUGCGCUACUGGGAGAGCAGCAGGCCCUCCGGCAACCCAUCAACGGUACGCACCUGGCCCAGCUGAUGUGGGGUCGCAGCUUUAAGGGCAUUACCGGCAACGUGACGAUAGACUCGAACGGUGACCGGAUAUCGAACUAUUCGCUGCUGGAUCUCAACCCGGACACGGGACUGUUUGAGGUCGUUGCGAACUAUUACUAUGGAGGAGGUCUUCAGUUUGUCGAGGGUAAAGCUAUCCAUUGGGCUGGUGAUCGCACUAAGGCACCUCCGGAUAGACCAACCUGCGGUUUCGAUGGAUCUCUCUGUCCAGAUAAUUCUCUACCAGGCUACGCAAUCCUAUCGCUUGUACUUGGCGUGUGUGUUGUUUGUAUGGGCAUUGCGUCGAUCGUUGGCUAUCGGCACUACAAGCUUGAGGCCGAAAUCAACUCCAUGACGUGGAAGGUGAACCCGAACGAUGUGCUGUCCUGCAAUCCUAGCCGCGGACAUCGUGGUAGCUUCCAUUCGAUGGUGAAGCGAGGCAGCCAAGCUACGAUCUACUCCGAGGAUCUCAACUCGUUGCCGGGCGAUCGACAGAUCUAUAUCCACUUCGGGUUCUACAAGGGCUGCAAGGUGGCGAUCAAGAAGAUCAACGUACAGAACCUUAGCCUCACCCGGUCGCUUAUGCUCGAGUUUAAGCGCAUGAAGGACAUCCAGCACGACCAUCUGGUACGGUUUUACGGUGCCUGUCUGGAUCUGCAUCCGGAACCGUUCAUACUGACCGAGUACUGCCCGAAAGGUUCGCUGCAGGACAUACUCGAGAACGAGACGAUCAAGCUGGACUGGAUGUUUAAGAUCUCGCUCAUGCACGACAUCGUCAAGGGUAUGGCGUUCCUGCACUCGACCGACCUACACUCGCACGGUUCGCUCAAGUCGUCCAACUGUGUCGUCGAUUCGCGGUUCGUGCUCAAGGUGACGGACUUUGGGCUGCAUCAGCUGCGCCGUAGCACGGACGAUGCCGACAUUGAGAGUUACGCUUACUGGCAGAAGCUCCUCUGGACAGCGCCAGAACUUCUGAGGGAUCCCCAGUGUCCACCGGCGGGCAGCCAGAAAGGUGAUGUCUACUCGUUCGGCAUCAUCAUCCAGGAGAUCGUAUCACGCCAAGGUCCAUUCUACCUCGGCACAGAGGAAAAAUCUCCCAAAGAAAUCAUCAAAUUAGUCAGAGACGGACCGGGCAUGAUGGAUCAUCCCUUCCGGCCAAAGGUAGACGAGUCGUCGUACGAGGACGUAAACAACAUAAUGAUUAAAUGCUGGGCCGAGGAACCGGCAGACCGGCCCGACUUUAGUGGGUUAAAAACUAUCAUCAGAAAAAUUAACAAAGAAAAUGAAUCUGGUAACAUAUUAGAUAAUUUAUUGCAACGCAUGGAGCAGUAUGCGAACAAUCUGGAAGCCCUGGUGGACGAACGAACGCAGGAUUACUUCGAGGAGAAGCGCAAAUGCGAAGAACUGUUGUACCAACUGUUGCCCAAAUCCGUAGCGGCACAGCUGAUCAUGGGCAAAUCUGUGAUAGCGGAAACGUAUGAUCAAGUAACUAUUUAUUUUAGCGAUAUUGUCGGCUUCACCUCGAUUUCGGCCCAAAGCACCCCGAUGCAGGUCGUCGAUCUGCUGAACGAUCUCUACACCUGCUUCGACUCGAUCGUCGAAAACUUUGACGUGUACAAGGUUGAAACAAUCGGUGACGCGUACAUGGUAGUGUCCGGGCUUCCGGUGCGUAACGGUAAUCUGCACGCGCGCGAAAUUUCCCGCAUGGCGCUCCGGCUGCUGGCGGCCGUCUACAAGUUCACCAUUCGCCAUCGGCCCAACGAGCAGCUACGGUUGCGGAUAGGACUGCACAGCGGACCAUGCGUGGCCGGCGUCGUCGGCCUGAAGAUGCCACGGUACUGCCUGUUCGGCGACACCGUCAACACCGCCAGCCGCAUGGAAUCGAACGGUGAAGCGCUCAAGAUACACGUCAGCCACACCACCAAAACGCUCCUCGACACGUUCGGCACCUUCGACCUAACCGAGCGAGGCCUCGUGCCGAUGAAGGGCAAGGGCGAAAUGCUUACCUACUGGCUGAACGGGGAACGAUCCGAACCGCUCACCCCGCUACCGAACGGCCUGAAAGGACCUUCGAUCAUGGCCGCCAACCGGCAACUGCUCGCCACCGACAGUGUCCUCCCGUCGUCGAUCGAUCCUUCGGCGCAGCUACUGCCACCAGCAACCGCGAACCAAAACAAUGGGAGUGUCCUCGUUGCCGGAUCGCCCCCACCGACCGGUAUCCUUAUCAACAACCAUCACCACAACAACAACAACAACAACUCACCCUGUAGCCUGAACAACAACAACAACAACAACAACAACUCGCCCAACAGCUGCCAUAAUCCGACACCACCCAAAAAGCUCAACAGCGUCUCGUACAGCUUCAUGAAAGCGUCCGGUUCGGCGGGCGGCAACACCACCAAUGGUGCGAGCGCCCCGAAAGCUUCCGCCCUAUCCAAACCAAAGCUCCCGGAGGUGGAAGCGUUACGUGGGGCAAGCGUUACGAAACCGUUACUUACCUGAAAGCGACGCGCUUCAGGACAUCUGGCGUCGUUUUUCUUUUGUGAUGUAAUUUUAUUAACUUCGUUUAGGAAAGGGGAGGCGUUUAGCGUUCGUACGUUGUUUUAAAUUACUCUCUAAUGUGUGCGUGUGAGUGAGUGAGUAUGUGUGUGUGUGUCUGUGUAAGGUAGCAGCAGUCAAGAAUUGUCGAUGCAGAAGAUUGAAAAAAUAAUGUAAUUUUCUCGCACCAGCUUUCUGUGUUCCCUGUGGAGGGACAGAAAAUCAAAUUUGCUAUCGAUUUCGAUAAAUUGCAGAUGACUGCCAAACACCUGUACUUAACUCGCGUUGGAAGUCGUUUCAAAUUUCUCCGGUCUUCGGAACAGGCAAACAAACAAAAAACCCAUAAUCGAAAGCUCACCGUGUGCUGUAACUGAACGUUGGCGCUGGCGAACCAUGCAAUCGGUUCCCGCAGCGUUCAGACAAAACCAAUUUACUAUCUACUGUAACCGUGAAGAAGUAGCGAAACGCAUCCUAACCUGACCGUGAGAGUUGAUGUUGUAUAAAGUGUAACAGACAGUGCGUAGCGGCUGUUAGAAGCGAGUGAUUUAAGAUUACUCUUAAUGUGUAUGUGUGUGUUUGUGUGUGUGUGUGUAAGAAGUAGUGUGUAAGGGGGGACGAGUCAGAAUUCCAGAUUUCAAAACGAUUAUACGUAUGUCCCGGUUACACUAUAAUUAAUCCAACCCAGGCUCUUGCAGCAGAAACGCAACGUGUGUCAUGCGGAUAGCAUACCUGUCGGGCGUAAGAAAAGGAUCAUCAGCUAGAGCAGAUAACGGGAAGGGAAAACGCCCAUUUGUAGAGUAUAUUUUUGUAAGUGUAUUAAGUGUAACAGUAGCGCGUACUAGUGGUAGUAACAGUAAUAGUAGUGUGGUAAGUUUUAUCUGUAGUACGAUGCAACCGGAAACGUUAUAAUGUGAUCAAAACAGCAAAACAGAAAGAGAAAAAAACAGGAACAUACAAAGGAAACAACAAGCAAAGGGGAAAAUAUCAAAUCGAUGCCAUUUGUAAUUAAUAGUAGUAUGUUGUACGUGUCGCACAACGCAGAACGUUAGCAAACCACGUGCCAAGUUUGAGGGGGAAGGCGCGGAUCGGAAGAGCAGUGAGCAGGAGGUGAACGGCUGGUGAAUGAUCGAAUUCAGGAAAGAAAUAUGGUGAGGACAUCCUGUGAAACUAUCUUGUCUUUAUGGAAGAGAGAGAGAAGAAGGUUGAAAAUGUUUCGAGUGGUUGUGUUUGUGUAUGGCGAGAGAUGAGGUUAUAAAGUUGUAUUUAUGCAUUAAACAUGUGUAUACCAAUA